AUGGAUGAAAAAUACAAGUCAUUAAAAACUAAACAUGUGUAUUAUCCUGUAGAUUUGCUCAAGGAAGCUUUUAAGAAGUUAUAUUUUGACUAUGAAACUGUAAAAAAUGAUUUGAGUUCAAAAUUGGAAGAGUUUUCCAAACUCCACGAGGAAAAUUCACAACUUAAACAAAAUUAUGAUUUAUUACUCAAUGAAAUUAAUCAAAACACGAGAUUGAAGGGAGUACAAUCAUGGACAAAUGCAUUAACAUUAAUAAAGGGUUCUACCCAUGAUACUGAUUCUCAAAAGUAUAUUGAUGAAAUUAACUCACUCAAGUCUAAAUUGGAAACAUCAGUUAAACAUACAGAUGAAUUGGAAGUGGUGAAUGCAGAGUUAGAAAGAGAUUUGGAAGAUGUAAAAGCUAAACAUAAUGUAGUAGUAUCAGAGUUAAAGGACAGGUUAUUGGGGCUUGAAGGAAUACUUAAGGAUUUACAAGAACAGUUAAAUAAAAAUGAAAAUAAGCUAAUACAAUAUUCCAAUGACAUUAAACUACUCAACAAUGAACUAGAUAAUAAGAAUAACCAAAUUUUCCAACUGAACCAAUUUCAUUCCAGCUAUAUAGUAGUUGAUUGUGUAAUAUAUGGCCAUAGAAUUGAGAAUGAAAAAAAUGAGUAUGAAAAGGAUAAAAUCGAGUGGAAUAAGAAAUUAAAUGAAAAAUUCAAGUUCGACUUGAGGAGAAACCAUUACAUUAAUCUCAAUAAUUCUUAUCAAAAUCCAAAUCUAUCUGAAGUGUAUGGAGAUCGCAUGAGUAUAAACGAGUUAAUGACAAUAAUAAUGGAAUCAUUGAAUGAGUUGUUCAAGUGUUGGAAUAGCUGUAUAAAGUUUGUACAAUGCACUAAAAUCAAUAAUGAAGAAUCGGAUUCGGAAGUUGCCAACGAUUACACAUUUAUCACAUUGUUUACUAACGACGUACAUAUACUAAGAAAUAUCGAUACGAUAACACAAAAGAUAACUGGAAUAUUAAUGAGAUUAUGUAAUGGGUUGGAGCUUUUAAUUGAUGGAACUGAGAAAUCCAAUUUUACAUCAUUCCUACAAGACUUGAAAGAAUUAUUCAAGUAUCAGAGAAUAUAUUUUUGUACUGAAAAUUAUUUAAUACAAUAUUCCAAUUCUGAAGUGGAUAAUCCAAGCACAGCUAAUCCUGGCACAGUUAAUCCAAAUGUUAAUUCCAACACAGUUAAUGAUAUAAAUUUAAUAAAAGUGUUUGGUUCAUUUUCUAAAAUUUUAACAAAAUUAUACAAAAGUUUUCAUUCAAUACUAUAUUUGUCUGAAGUUAAAAGUGUAAAUUAUUCGAAUUUAUUAAUUAAUGAACUGAUUAAUGAAUUUACAAUUAGUUAUGGAGAAACGAAUUCUCAAGCUAAGGAUAACUCAAAUUCUGUUGAUUUCACACUAAACAAGUCAUACAACUUGGUAUACGCAUCGGUUAAGGACUUAACCGUAUUAUUGCUUGAGUUGAGAGAUAUAUUAUCGCAUAGAAUAUGUUACCCUAAAAUUGUUAAGGGAUUGUUCCUACCAUUUUCAGGAGGUACAAAGCAAAUGGUACAGCUAUCGGCUUCAAUUACUAAACUACACGAGAACUUGGUAUUAUUAACAGAAUCUCGCAUUAACACAUACAUUACCAAGUUUAUACUGAGCAAUAAUGAAGUAAAUAGUACAGUAAAGUAUAUUGAGGAGUGUAAUAAGAAGUUAGUGAACAGUGAUGAGAGGAUUAAUUUGACGAACUUGGAAACAGAGUUGAGUAAAGCGAAAAGGAACGAGAAUGAGUUGAAUGAGUUGAGAAUAAAGUACUCAAAUGUACAAGAACAACUUUCACUGGAAACUCUCAACGCUAAUAAUUAUCUCAAUGAACUCAACUCACUCAAGAAAACUGACCACAUUCAAACCAUUUGCACCAAUCUAUUCAAUGAAACUUUCAAUAAAUAUACCAUCAACACCACAGGUACGGAUGAGAGUGUGAAUGAAGAAUUAAUGCUGAGUAAUUCAAAGAUAAACAAGUUAACAAAUAAUAUAAAAUAUUUAAUAAAAAUGGUGAAUAACUUGGAAGAUACUAAUAAUCAGCUCAAGUUGGCAUUACAGGUGAAUAAGGACCAGUACAAACAGGCAAAGGAGAAUGAAGACUCAAUACAUAGGAAUUACAAUGAACAACUUGUUUUGAUGAGUGAACAUAUAACAGAAUUAAACAACGCAAUACUAGCCAGUGAAUAUAAAAUCGCAGAAUUAACACAAACCAAAGUCUCCUGUCCAUCGUGCGGUUUCAAUAAUACUCUAGGUUCAAUGAUGGGAGUGGAUGAUAAAGGACGUUGUUCAUCUUGUAGAUCGUAUUUAUUUAAUGUUGGUAUGAAAAAACCAGAUUUUGAUGUAAAAAAGGUAGUCAAUGAAGAAUGUGUUAAGAGAUGUGUCGAGUUUAUACCAAAAUUUAAAGAAUCAACGUUAAAAGUGGAAUCGGAUAUAAAAGAAGGAAAAUUAGAUUUUCUAGACUCAAACCUAAAAUUAUACAAAGAAAAUGAUAGUAAUAUUAAAUUAGUUGAGGAAUCCGAAGAUUUGGAAGAUUCCGAACAAUCAAUAGUACUAGAUGUUGGACUAGGAGUAUUUGAUGUAAAGGGCAAAACACCCUCUGAAAAAACCUUAAAAGAGGCUGGAGUCUCAGUGGUAGAUGUUAAGGAAGAUUUACAGGCUAAAAAUGAAGAAGUGCUAAUUUCAGAAGUAAAAACUAGAAAAUAUACAAAAUAG
Messenger RNA from Theileria annulata, 2766 nucleotides. RefSeq lists its product as uncharacterized. The record is from RefSeq and is a predicted model, not a curated record. Gene Ontology annotation, cellular component: phagophore assembly site; phosphatidylinositol 3-kinase complex, class III, type II; phosphatidylinositol 3-kinase complex, class III, type I. The coding region runs from base 1 to 2766 and encodes 921 amino acids. The transcript is spliced from 15 exons. Gene Ontology annotation, biological process: cellular response to nitrogen starvation; autophagosome assembly; autophagy. NCBI's taxonomy places the organism in Eukaryota, Apicomplexa, Aconoidasida, Piroplasmida, Theileriidae.